Molecule: messenger RNA, 382 nt
Organism: Exaiptasia diaphana
Lineage: Eukaryota; Metazoa; Cnidaria; Anthozoa; Actiniaria; Aiptasiidae
Exons: 3
Source: RefSeq, a predicted model, not a curated record
AUGGACAAAUGUGUAAUUUCAAGUAAUUUAAACUUAAUUAUUUCAGGUUAUGGCAAAGGGUCGAAAUAUGGACCCUGGACAGCUUGUGAUCAAGUUUGUGGCCAUAAUGGUAAACAAACAAGAAGACUUAACUGUAAUAGCAGAAAGGGCUGUCUUGGACCAAGACAAGAGUACCGCGACUGUAACUCUGUUAACUGCCCUCAGCCAUGCAGCUUCGACGGUAUUCUAUUGCAACUCCUUCACAGCCUGAACCUCAACAUUUCGGUCAACAACAAUCAUCUGGUUGCAGCUUUUUCACAGGUGGUGGAAGCCAUGAGUGAUGCUGGGUCUUCUUCAGACGUCACCAACGAUUUCCUAAUAAAGAGAAUUAAAUAUCUUCUUC